Molecule: messenger RNA, 3950 nt
Organism: Astyanax mexicanus (Mexican tetra)
Lineage: Eukaryota; Metazoa; Chordata; Actinopteri; Characiformes; Acestrorhamphidae
Gene: acad9
Product: acyl-CoA dehydrogenase family, member 9
Exons: 18
Coding region: 85-1968 (627 amino acids)
Molecular function (GO): flavin adenine dinucleotide binding; acyl-CoA dehydrogenase activity
Source: RefSeq, a predicted model, not a curated record
CAGUGACGUCAUCUCUGUGCGCGGGUAGCGGGUGAAGGGUGGCGGUGCUGCGGGCAGAGCGGUGGCGAUCAGCGGAUUAUCAACAUGAAUUUUAGCAGAUUAUUAUCGAUUUCCAGAUCAUUAAAACUCUCUACAUCUUUAUUCCCGCCUCCAGCGAGAUUAACAGCUCCUCUACAGCCCCGGCGCUCCGUCAGAACCAGCCCCAGCAGCGCAGCCUACGCUAAAGACCUGUUCCUGGGCAAAGUCAACCAGAAAGAGGUGUUUCCCUAUCCGGAGAUCAGUAAUGAAGAGCUGCAGGAGAUUAAUCAGUUCGUGCCGCCGGUGGAGAAGUUUUUCAGUGAAGAAGUCGAUUCAAAGAAGAUCGAUGAGGAAGCCUUUAUCCCUCCUGAAACGAUGGACGGACUGAAAGCACUCGGGUUGUUCGGGAUCCAAAUACCUGAGGAGUAUGGAGGUCUCGGCCUGUCGAACACGAUGUUCGCUCGGUUAGGAGAGAUUAUCUCUAUGGAUGGAGCUAUUACCGUCACUCUCGCAGCACAUCAGUCCAUCGGAUUAAAGGGUAUCCUGUUGGCUGGAACUGAGGAACAGAAAGCGAAAUAUUUACCCCGUCUGGCUUCAGGAGAGCAUAUAGCAGCUUUCUGUCUGACUGAACCCGGGAGUGGAAGCGAUGCUGCUUCUAUUCAGUGCCGCGCCAAACUGACGGAGGAUGGGAAACACUUCCUGCUCAACGGCUCAAAGAUAUGGAUUUCUAAUGGUGGAAUCGCUGAAAUUAUGACAGUGUUCGCCAGAACAGAGGUGGUGGAUAAGGACGGGCAGAAGAAAGACAAAAUUACAGCUUUUAUUGUAGAAAAGGCGUUUGGUGGGGUGAGCUGCGGCAAACCGGAGGAUAAACUGGGCAUCCGAGGAUCAAACACCUGUGAGGUGACAUUUGAAGACACAAAGGUGCCAGUAGAGAACGUGAUUGGGCAAGUUGGAGAUGGAUUUAAGAUUGCAGUGAAUAUUCUGAACAGUGGGAGGUUCAGUAUGGGCACUGCGGGUGCAGGCAUGAUCAAAAGACUGAUUGAGAUGACUGCAGAAUAUGCUGGAACAAGGAAACAGUUCAACAGGAAGCUCUCUGAGUUUGGAAUGAUUCAGGAGAAGUUUGCUCUCAUGGCUCAGUACGCGUAUGUGAUGGAGAGCAUGGCGUAUCUCACUGCUGGGAUUAUGGACAGACCUGGAGUUCCAGACUGCUCUCUGGAGGCAGCUAUGGUGAAGAUCUUCAGCUCUGAGGGAGCGUGGAUUUGUACGAGUGAGGCGCUGCAGGUUUUGGGAGGACUGGGAUACACCAAGAAUUACCCGUAUGAACGCUACCUCAGAGACUGCAGGAUCCUGCAGAUAUUCGAGGGAACCAAUGAGAUCUUGAGGAUGUUCGUGGCUCUGACAGGGAUGCAGCACGCUGGUAAAAUAAUAACAGGGAAAAUAAAAGAGAUGAAGAAGGGGAACGUGGGAACUGUGUUUGAGUUUUGUAAGCAGAAGAUUAUGGAGAAUCUGGGAAAGACCGCGAACUUCGGCCUGACCGGCAAAGACGGGGUCGUGCACCCCAGCUUAGCGGAAAGCGCCACCAUGUUUGAGGAGAACGUGGUGGAGUUCAGCUCUAUUGUGGAGAGCUUGCUGUACCGAUACGGAAAGACUAUAGUAGACGAGCAGCUGCUGCUGAAGAGAGUUGCUGAUAUACUGAUUCAUCUUUACGCCAUGACGGCCGUCCUCUCCCGCGCCAGUCGCUCCAUCAGCAUCGGCCUGCGUAACCACGACCACGAGGUGCUGCUCGCUAACAAUUUCUGCAAAGACGCUUACUUUAAAAUCAACUACUGGACUGCUCAGCUGCAGAGACAUUCCCCAGAGAACAACGACGACAACAUAAAGAAGAUCGCUCAGUUUGUUCUGGAGAAGCGAGCGUAUACCUGCUCUCACCCUCUAGACCGAACCUUUUAACCUGCAUCACCUGUAUUAAACAUCACCUGACCGUUUCCUGAGUAAUGACUGGGUGUAAAAAUCUGGUCCUCAGCUCUUAUUUACUGGAUUUUAUCAGCAACAAAACCUCUUAACUCCUGCAACGGUUUUUACCACAGACAAUAAUUCACACACUUGGAGAGAAAAAGGAAAAACAUUGAGACUAAAAACUCAUUCAUAAUAAAAGCUGCAGAGUGGAACACUAUCUGAAUCCUGUAAACAGUAAAUAAAAUGAUGGUUGCGCAUUGCGCAUCAUAGCAACACCUUAGCAACCACCUAGCAACACCAUAGCAACCACCCCAGAUACCGUAGCAACACCUUAACAACCACCUAGCAACACCCUAGUAACCUCUUAGCAACACCAUAGCAACCACCCCAGAUACCGUAUCAACACCUUAGCAUCCACCUAGCAACCACUUAGGAACACCAUAGCAACCACCAUGGAUACCAUAGCAACGCCUUAGCAACCACCUAGCAAAACCUUAGCAACCACCCCAGAUACCAUAGCAACGCCUUAGCAACCACCUAGCAACACCAUAGCAACCACCCUGGAUGCCAUAGAAACACCCUAGCAACCAAUUAGCAACACCAUAGCAACCACCCCAGAUACCCUUGUUAGUUCCGACCCUGCAGUAUGAUUGGCUGAGAGGCAUUCUAUGAAUGCCAUUAUCAGCCGGUAAUGCACUGUAACUAACCGAAGCUCUCCAUGUACAUAUUACUCCGCCCACAUACAGGUAACCUAGCAAGCAUUCAGCGCUUACAAACUAAACAGAGCAGCAAUGGAACUAUUUUAACUGGUGGAGUUUUUAUAACCAAUCAGAUCCUUUUUUCUCCUCCUCUUUAACUCUUUAGAAUAUUCCAAUAAACUAAAAUAAGUGAUAAUGGAACUGUGAUAUAAUUACAAUUAUAUAAUAUAAUAAUACAGUGCAUUACCGGCUGAUAACGGUACUCAUAGAACGCCUCUCAGCCAAUCACAUUGCAGGGUCAGAAUUAACUGUGGUAUAAUUACUGUUACAUUUGAGUUUGCAGUCGGAUGGUUUGGUGCGAGUCCUUUUCCAAGUGGUUAUUUUACAACUAAUUUCUAAGAAAUUAUUAAUGUAUAGUACAAAUUAUUGUCUUUGGUAAACAACAAUGAAUAUAUAUAUAUAAAACAAUACACUCCUGUCAAAAAGUAUUAGGAACAGAGAUCAAAUUAUGAUUGCAAUCAAAUUAUGUCUGCUAUAGACUGAAAAAAAAUGAGAUUUGAGUUCCAGAUUAAAAUUUAAUGAAUAUAAGAUAAAAAAUAUUAAUAUUUCUGUAUUUAUUUCCAGGUAUUUACAUCUGGAUCUGAUGCACAGCUCAGAAAAUGUUUUUUUUUUUUUUUACCCCACAGUUGGGGGUUUACUCCCUUCAGUCUCCUUUUUCAUUUUUUUUUUUCAGUUUACAGCAGAAAUAAAGGGACCGAACUCACUGUUCUAAUACUUUUAUAGGUGACUAUAUAUAGCAGAUAUUGCCAAAUCACUGGUGUAUUAUUUUAAUGUAGAUAAAUAUUCAAUAAAAGUGCUUCCUUUGUUAAAAGCUACAUUUAUUACGUUCAUUAAACUGGUUUAAAUUGUUUUAUAUUUUAAUUAUGGAGCUCAUAUCUACAUAUCUGAUGGUACAACAGUUUAAGCUGAAAUAGAACUGAAACAGGUUUAUUUUCCGUUUGUUUUAUUUAAUAUGGCGGCUCAUUUUAUAACAAAUAACAAAACCAAAGUGCUCUUUAAUAAACACUCGCUCUAAAAGUGAAAAUGAGCAAACUGAUGUUUGUUGUUAAUUGUAUUGUAACACUGUUGGUGGAUUUUGAUGAUCACAGGAGGAAGUUUCUGGCUGAAAACGCACAUUUUUACUGUUUAUUCAGAUGCUGCUCACUGGGUUAAAAAGCUAAGGUUAGUUAAACUGUUAAUAAAAUAAAAAAUAAAAAUGUAAAGGAUGGAUUAACUUUA